Aspergillus wentii DTO 134E9 is the source of this 771-nucleotide messenger RNA. RefSeq lists its product as uncharacterized. NCBI's taxonomy places the organism in Eukaryota, Fungi, Ascomycota, Eurotiomycetes, Eurotiales, Aspergillaceae. The record is from RefSeq and is a predicted model, not a curated record. The transcript has 2 exons. Bases 1 to 771 code for a protein of 256 amino acids.
AUGAAGCUAUCACCAUCCACAACCCUCCUCUCCCUCUUCCUCCUAACCACAACCCCCACCCAAACGUACGCCUCCUCCAUCACCCUCGACACAACCCGCACAAACCAAGGCCCCCUCACAACAGCCUUCUCACCACCGCCCUCAUGCACCGAAACCCGCACCCGGAAUUACAUGGAUUUCUGGCCCAAGCUGGAAGUCGGCUGUGAGGGGCCCGCGGGGAAUGAAUGCUGCCCCGGGGGUUGGAGGUCAAAUGUAUAUUUUAGUCCUGGGAUGUGUCCGACGGGGUAUAAGGGGUGUACGUUGGCGACGGGGAAGCAGAGGAGGGAGACGACGAAUUUGUGUUGUCCGACGGACUUUGACUGCGCAACCCGCAUAGAUGCAGAUUGUAAACAAUCGCUCAAUACGCGAUCCACAAUCACAUAUACCGAUUCCGGAACGGUCACCUCGAGACGAAUCUAUGCUGUGACGGCCACGCCUAUUCAGAUCCGAUUCCGAGCCGCCGAGUCCACGAUCGUGCCUGUGCCGACGGAAUCGUUUAACCUGCCCCGGGGAUAUUUGCUUACGAAGGAGAAGGUGGGGAUUGGGAUUGGGGUACCUGUUGCAGUUGGGCUUAUCACGGCUGUUUUGUGGUACUUUUGCUGUUUUAAAAAGAAGCAGAGGAGACGUGGUGAGGAGGUUCAGGGGGAUGGGGUUCCGUUGCGCGAUGAGAAUGCUUCUUCUGCUUCUGGGGAUGAUGAUGCUCCGCCUCCUUAUCCUGGACCGAAGAGGUAG